CGCAAUAAUUUCUUCAUAGAGUAAACUUGUUCGCUAACAUUUCGUUGCUAAAUUCAAUGCUACUUUGCUUUAACUGGACAUCGACGGACCCGCUUUUUAUUGUUGACCCACGCUAUAUUCACUGGAUUUUGUUUGCCUUUCGAUUUGGUUACUGCCGACCCUAUAUACACACUGCAGUCUUUGCUGCCGACGAUGCCGCAUAAUUUGACUAUAAAAUGCUGCGUACCGAACUGCGGCAAAACACGAUUGGAUGGAACAAUCUUACACAUUUUUUUCAAUCCUGAAAAAGACCCUGACUGGUUUCGGACUUGGCUCUAUGCAAUUGGUGGAGAUAUACUGGCAUUGGAAAAUUUUUAAACCAUUUUUAAGUAUCGGUAUGUCAUCAACAUUUUCAAUCUCGGUUCUACACUGCAAUAGGUUAUGUGCUUACGCUGUGCCAACACUAAAUUUACCAGGAUUUCAUGUAACACGUAGGACACCUCUGCAAGAAGUUACUAAUAUAAAUGUUGAAAAAGGGCAGGCAGAAAAAGCUGAAGAGAUCAAUAUGUGCAAGCCAUCUUCUAGCAGUUCUGUUAAAUGUGGUUCUUCCGAGUCUAAUGAAAUAACUUUUCUUAAGCAAAAAAUUAAGAAGAUAGAGAGAAGCAAGGACAACUAUUUGAAAAAAUGGAAGAAAGCUCUUAAAAUAACGGAGAAUCCAUCAUUUCUAAAAGCUACAAGAAAUUUCACUUCUGCUGCAAUGAUUCUACUCAUGAUGCAGUUAACCCAAACAAAUAAAGAUAAAUUUGGACGGAGAUACUCCAAAGAGGAAAAAAUAUUUUCUCUAGCAUUUUAUAAGAUGGAUCCUAGAGCAUACAGAUGGCUACGGAACAUGAUAGUUUUACCUGCCCCAGUGACAUUAAGUCGCAUGAUUUCAAGAGCAAAUUUAAAACCAGGUGUGAAUGUGAGCAUAUUUUCACAUUUGAAAAAACGUGGCUCGAAAAUGUCGGAAACAGACAAAUUGUGUGUCAUAUUAUUUGACGAAAUGGCUCUUUGUCCUCAUUUUGAUUAUAAUAAAAAAAAGGAUUUGAUAAGAGGUUUUGUGGAUAGUGGAAAAAAAGCAGAAAAUAAAAUUGCUGAUCAUGUAUUAGUUUUUAUGCUAAGAGGGGUUGUAAAAAAUUAUAAACAACCACUAGCAUAUACAUUUUGUAAAGGAAGCACUUCAAAAGCCGAAUUAAAAAAUCAAUUAAAAGCAGUGAUUAGUGAAGUGCAAUCAGCUGGCUUUACAGUGAUCGCCACCAUCUGUGACCAAGGAGCCUCAAAUGUAAGCGCUAUAAAAGAGCUUGUACACGAAACUAAAAUUACAGAUUUAAAGGACAAUAAAGAAGAAUCAAAACACAAAGUGUUUAGAGUGAAUAACCAAGAAAUUAUUCCACUCUUUGACAUACCACAUAUGCUGAAAGGCAUCCGAAACAAUAUGCUAAAAACAAAUAUUAUUUGUAAAAUUAAUGAUAAAGAAGCCAUAGGGAAAUGGGAUCAUAUUGUGACACUAUACAAGGAAAAUCCUGCAUAUAAAGGGUUAAAAUUUUUACCAAAAUUAACUGACCAUCAUGUAAUACCAGAAAAAAAAUAAAAAAUGAAGGUGUUAUGUGCAACUCAGGUGUUCAGUGCUUCUGUUGCCAUGUGUAUGGGAUAUUUGGCAG
Messenger RNA from Maniola jurtina (meadow brown), 1679 nucleotides. RefSeq lists its product as uncharacterized. The coding region runs from base 251 to 1609 and encodes 452 amino acids. NCBI's taxonomy places the organism in Eukaryota, Metazoa, Arthropoda, Insecta, Lepidoptera, Nymphalidae. The transcript has 4 exons. The record is from RefSeq and is a predicted model, not a curated record.